This is a messenger RNA of Sturnus vulgaris (Common starling), 1772 nucleotides long. RefSeq names its product coiled-coil domain containing 50 (gene CCDC50). NCBI's taxonomy places the organism in Eukaryota, Metazoa, Chordata, Aves, Passeriformes, Sturnidae. Gene Ontology annotation, molecular function: ubiquitin protein ligase binding. The record is from RefSeq and is a predicted model, not a curated record. Gene Ontology annotation, cellular component: cytoplasm.
CGGGCCCGGCCAUGGCCGGCAUCGGCAUCGACCACUCCAAGCUGCCCGGAGUCAAGGAAGUAUGUCGAGACUUCGCUAUUCUGGAAGAUCAUACCUUGGCCCAUAAUUUACAGGAACAAGAGAUUGAGCAUCACUUGGCCACAAACGUUCAGCGUAAUCGUCUGGUGCAACAUGACUUGCAGAUGGCCAAGCAACUGCAAGAAGAGGAGGAUAAGAAAGCCCGUGCUCAAAUCCAGAAACACCAAAAAGACUUGGAACGACAGGACUGUGAGAUUGCUCAGGAAAUCCAAGUGAAACUCGCAUUUGAAGCGGAGGAGCGCCGCAGGCAAGAGGAAAAAGACGAGGAUAUUGCCCGUCUCUUACAACAGAAAGAACUGCAGGAAGAAAAAAAGCGCAAGAAGCACUACCCAGAGUCCCAGGGACACACAGGCUAUGAAGAGAGCUAUUAUGCAGAAAAUGGAGGCACUAAUUUGAGGGGGAUGAAACAAGCCAUGUACGAUGGACUCCGAAUGGAACAGGAGUUGUCUGAUGCAGAGAUUGCUCGGAAGCUGCAGGAGGAAGAGCUCCUGGCUAAUGAAGCAGAUCAGAAGGCAGCUCAAGUAGCCCAAGAUGAGGAAAUUGCUCGGCUCUUGAUGGCUGAGGAGAAAAAGGCUUUAAGAAAAGGGAAAGAAAGAGAAAAGUCUUCCUUUGAAAAGAGGAGGCAUGAUCAAGACUGGAAGCCUGAUGCAGGCGAGUCCACGCGCUCAAGGUCAAGAGAGGGGCCUGAAACUCAUCGGCACAGAAGUGACAGGCCUUCAAGGUCUCAGCCUCUCCCCGAUGACUUUGAACACUCUCGCUAUUACACGAGCCAGCCCAGCCCCUUGCGCCAGAUCCCCAAACCUGAGCACUCUCCUAAAGGUUCCCGUAGGAAGCAGUAAACUGUGCUAGCCUUUGCUUUGGUACUGACUCUUCUGUAGCAAACAUUACUGGAAUUGCCAGGCAACUUUCUCGAUUCCUGACCUAUUGGGAGGCCCACCUUCCACUCCCAGGAUCAUCUCUUUAAGUGUCAUCAUAUUAAGGAAAACUGUUUGUUUCAAUUUCUUACUCAUCUGUGAUGACUUGAGCAGUGCAGUGUAAUCUAGCUGCCACUGAGCUGUGCAGAUCAACCAGCUGGCUCAACAGCUCCCUCAUACAUUCUUUUCUUUUUAUUUUUUAAGUUUGGCUGGAGCUCUGACAAAUAAGACAAAUUGAGUUUCAUGUACAAUGGAGGAAAAUUGAAGAAAUUAGUUGAGUUAUGGAAAUGCAGCAGAACAUCAGAAGUACAAGUCCUUUCUGCAUUAGGAUAACUAAGCAAAGAGAACUGGAAGAGGAACAGUUUCUUCCUGGGUUGGAUAGGACAGCUGAGCCAACCUGACAGUCAUAUGAGCUUGCAGGAAGGAGAGAGCAUUGUCAAACAUAUACCAGCAAAAGCCAAACCUUGAGUCUAGUGAGAGGCAGAAAUUGCCUAUGAAUUAUUUAAUUGCUGUAUUUCUUUCUAGGGUUUGCAACAAUCUGAAUAGAGGGUGUAUAGGCAUUUAGCUCCAGGAUAUAGGAAAGACAGUUUCAACUGAAAUUAGACCUUGUGUUCAUGACUUAGGAUUUGCCAGGGAGUUCAAGAAGCUGUGAGUUGUGGUUUGGGAAGACUUAUACAAACAGAUCUAUGUGUCUGAAGGGACCUCUGUGGUCACCUGCUUUGAGCUUCAGUGUGGCAGAAGCCAAGGAAUUUAAUUAAAGCCAAGUAGGAUCUCCUGUAA